Messenger RNA from Siniperca chuatsi (mandarin fish), 2613 nucleotides. It is a transcript of the gene pofut2, whose product is annotated as protein O-fucosyltransferase 2. The coding region runs from base 44 to 1381 and encodes 445 amino acids. Gene Ontology annotation, biological process: protein O-linked glycosylation via fucose. The record is from RefSeq and is a predicted model, not a curated record. The transcript is spliced from 9 exons. Gene Ontology annotation, molecular function: peptide-O-fucosyltransferase activity. NCBI's taxonomy places the organism in Eukaryota, Metazoa, Chordata, Actinopteri, Centrarchiformes, Sinipercidae.
GGACGCUUUUUACCCUUCCGGAAGUGCGUGGCUCUGAGGAAAUAUGGCGCACAGAGCAGUGCAUAUACCAGUGGUAUUCGUUUCUUCAAUCUAUUCUUUUACUUCGUUCUGUUUGUCUAUUUUCGUCGCUUUUGCAGCAUUUGAAACAGUAUACACUGACAAUGUGUUCAGUGCAAGUCACACGGCUACUGUACCCAUCGCUGCCGCUAGGGAUCUACGGUACCUUUUGUAUGACGUGAACCCCCCAGAGGGUUUCAAUCUGCGGAGAGAUGUCUAUAUCCGCAUGGCCUCCCUGGUGAAGACUUUGAGGAAGGAAGGGGAUGACUGGGUAUUGGUGCUUCCCCCAUGGGGUCGCCUCUACCACUGGCAGAGCCCCAACAUCCACCAGAUCCGCAUCCCAUGGGGAGAGUUUUUCAGCCUCACUAGCCUGCAGGCCAAUGUGCCUGUCAUUGAGUAUGAGGAAUUCAUCGCUGAGAAUGGAGGCCCAUUCAUAGACCAGGUUCUGGUACUGCAAAACUACGCUGAGGGAUGGACUGAUGGGAAAUGGGAGGAAAAAGUUGAUGAGCGGCCGUGCAUUGAGAAGUUGAUGUUCUCCAAAGAUAAACAGGGCUACUACAGGGGCUGGUUUUGGGGCUACGAAGAGACGAGAGCUCGAAAUGUAACAUGUAUAUCAGCCCAAGGCCAUGCUUCCAUCAUGGCCCCAGUUCUUCAGAAAAACAUCACAGUGACAUCAGUCAUGCUUGACCGUGCAGAGACACUCCUCCAUGAUCACUAUGCUGGGAAGGAUUACUGGGAUACCCGUCGCAGUAUGGUUUUUGCCAAGCACCUGCGACUCAUAGCAGAUGACUUCAGAGCAAAGUACCUGAACUCUACAGAUGACAGAGACCAUACCAUUUACAGUGAGGAUUGGACUCGCAUGAAAGCCAAGCUGGGCUCAGCUAAAGGUGGUCCAUAUCUGGGAGUCCACCUGCGCAGGAAGGACUUUAUCUGGGGUCACAGAGAGGAUGUACCCAGCCUUAAGGGGGCAGUCAAGAAAAUGCGCAGCUUGAUGAAGAAGCACAAACUCGACCAUGUGUUUGUUGCAACAGAUGCAGAUGAGGAAGAAUUGAAGGAGCUGAAAAGGUUGUUGCCAGACAUGGUGCGGUUUGAGCCGUCCACAGAGGACCUGGAGCUCCUUAAAGAUGGAGGGGUGGCCAUCAUUGACCAGUGGAUAUGUGCCCAUGCAAGAUUCUUCAUAGGAACAUCAGUGUCCACCUUCUCUUUCCGGAUCCAUGAAGAGAGGGAGAUCCUUGGUUUUGACCCCAAAACUACAUACAAUCGUUUCUGUGGGGACACUGAGAAAGAAUGUGAACAGCCCACACACUGGAAAAUUGUUUACUAAUGUGACGUCUGAACUUCUUGACACACACAAGUGCCAAAAGCAGUGUUAAAAGUGACAGUUAUUUGUAUGGAAUAUACAAGAUGUUUUAACUGUUUUAUGGUGUAUUUUUUUUACUUUUUAUGGUUUCAGAGUUGUGCAAUCAGGUCUGUAGUGACCACUGUGACUGAACCUUAUGCUCAAAAGGCCAAGAUUGGGCUGCCAAACAUGUAUUACUGUAGCGUUCAACAAGUAAAUCUGCAAAUAGUUUGUAGGUUAUAUGUUGAAUGUGGAUCCUUCAUGACAGCCUGGUAUUUUACAUAAUUUCAGAUAUUUAUAACUAACACCAGCACCACCGGUGAGAAAAAGUGUCUUAUAAUGACCAAGAGAAAGUGUUGUAUGGGAGUAUUUUCAGUUUAACAUUUUGUGAGAUUAAAAGACGUUGAGCAUCUAAGCUCUAAUUAUUCUACUUUUAAAAUCUUAAAACUAAAAAAGUUUUUGUUUUUUUUUUGUUUCAAAAAUAGCACCAUAUAAGUAUGAAGUAGCAUUCGGGGAUCAAGAGCACAGUAUGAAGAUAAUGCAUUUUUAAUUAAAGGUACCCUUUGGAGUUUUCUUGCUCUAGUGUACAUACAAGUGCGUCCUUGUGCCUUUGCACAAGAGCCAAACAAAAGGGGGUCCACUCACAAACACUGUUCCAUAGUGCUACUGGUGGUCAAAAACUCCACAGGGUACCUUUUUAAAAUAGAACCUAAUGAUUCCCAGUUCACGAUUUGUUAAAAAGAGGUGAUUUCUCUUCUGAUUCCAUUAUAUUUCAGUGUUUGUGUGAAAUAACUUUCCUUUCAUAUUUUUAGCAGUGCCAGUAUUAACAUUUGUUACAUGGGAUUACAUUACAAUGUUACUGAUGUUGGAAAAGUAGGAAAUAACAAUAUCAUGAUGAAUUUUAACAAUGCUUAAUUCCUUCAGCCUUUUCUUUUUAAACCACAUACUAGACUGUAUAUUUGGCAUCAACCAUUAUAGUGUUAUUACUAAUGAUACUACUAUUGAAAGGAAUUGAAAUGGCGCGAAGGAACCACUCUUGCCAACACUAGCCAGCCAUGAAGCUGUUAUCUUACAACAUACCCUGUUUUUUGUUUUUUUCAUUCCUGAGGAUGCACACACACGGGCAUUGUCUUAUGACUUGGUUUGUACAGUAGAUGUGUAAUUUUUGGUGUUGAAUAAAAGUUUUUAGCAGAGUUUAAACAUGGCAGAAAACAAAA